Messenger RNA from Callorhinus ursinus (northern fur seal), 4654 nucleotides. It is a transcript of the gene CIITA, whose product is annotated as class II major histocompatibility complex transactivator. Lineage: Eukaryota; Metazoa; Chordata; Mammalia; Carnivora; Otariidae. Gene Ontology annotation, biological process: positive regulation of MHC class II biosynthetic process; positive regulation of MHC class I biosynthetic process; positive regulation of transcription by RNA polymerase II. Gene Ontology annotation, molecular function: ATP binding; protein binding. The record is from RefSeq and is a predicted model, not a curated record.
CAGGAGGAGUGUGGGCAUCAGGGAUGAGGCUGAAUUUCCAGCCCGUGAGGGUCCCUGAGGCACUUUCUCUUGCCUCUGGAGGGCAUUUGCCUUCCCAGGAGUGAAUGGCUCAUGGAGCAAGUCUCUGGGUCCGUGUCCCCAGCAAGGGCAGUUCGCCACCUUCAUGGCCGGGCUGAGCUGGAGAGACACGGAGGCCAAGCCAAAGCAAGGGAGAGCUGCCUGCAAGUCAGGGUUUGCAGAUGGCGAGCCCGCAGCUCCCCCGGAGGGGGGUGGAAGGAGGCUGGCCCUUUCCAGGAGCCGAUAGACGUUCCAGCAGUGCCCAGGAGUGUAAGGAUGUGACCUUGGCCCUUCCAAGAAAGCACGUGGUGGGUGCUUUGCGCCUGUUUACUCCCCAGCUUGGCCCAAAUCCCGGCGCAGAGAGAAAGUGAAAGAGAAAAGGACGGCCCUGGCGGAUGAGGUGGGGGGACUGGGCGACCAACCCGCCCCAGUCUCGCAGCAGCCCCACAGCUGGCGGGAACGAGAGGCCACCGGCAGCACGCGAGAGUCGGGGAGCAGCGAUAGGUGACCAGGGCUGUGCCCCUGCACCCCGAACGUCGGCCCGGCAAUCGAGGCUCAGAGGCAGCGGACAGUGUGCCGCCAUGGAGUUGGGGUCUCUAGAAGGCGGGUACCUGGAGCUUCUCAACAGCAGUGCCGAUCCCUUGCAGCUCUACCACCUCUAUGACCAGACGGACCUGGCUAGAGAAGAGAUUGAGCUCUGCUCAGAACCCGACAUGGACACCAUCAACUGCGAACAGUUCAGCAAACUGUUGUGUGACAUGGAAGGUGAUGAAGAGACCAGGGAGGCUUAUGCCAAUAUCGCGGAACUGGACCAGUACGUGUUUCAGGACUCCCAACUGGACGGUCUGGGCAAAGACAUUUUCAUCGAGCACAUAGGAUUGGAAGAAAUGAUCAGCGAGAGUGUCGAGGUGCUGGAGGAAGCAGGGCAGAAAAGUCAGAAAAGACCCUUCCCAGAGGAGCUGUCCGUGGACUUGAAGCACAGGAAGCUGGCUGAGCCCCUCGCUAUGCCCAUGGUGACUGGCACGUUCCUGGUCGGGUCAGUGAGUGACUCCGCAGCUCUGCCCUGCUUGUCACCACCUGCUGUGUUCAACAAGGAGCCAGCAUCCGGCCAGAGCUGGCUGGAGGAGACCGUCCUGAUGCCUGUGCACCCUUCCAGUUCCUUGCUGAGCCACCUGAGUCUUCCUGCUGGAUGUAUCCAGAUCAUCCCUGGCCUCCCCUCUCUGCCCCAGGGGCUCUGGCAAAUCUCAGGGCCUGGGACGGGGGUGUCUGGUAUGGUCAUCUAUCAAGGCGAGAUGCCCCAGGCCAGCCAAGUGCUUCCUUCUAGUGGCCCAGCUGUGCAGAGCCUCCCCAAGUCCCCAGAUCGGCCCGGCUCCACCAGCCCCUUUGCCCCGUCUGCAGCUGACCUUCCUGGAAUGCCAGAACCAGCUUUGACCUCCCGUGCAAAUAGGACAGAGGACCAGAUGUCCCCUACCCAAAGCCAGGCAGCUCACGAGAUCUCCAGCAAGCCUCCAAAAUGGCCUGAGAGCGUGGAGCGGUUGUACAGCUCCCUACGGGACGAGUACCUGGCUGAGUUCGCAGGCCCGGAAGACAUCCUGGUGGAGGUGGAGCUGGUGAAGGCGCGGCUGGAGAGAAGCAGUGGCAAAAGCCAGGAGAGGGAGCUGGCCACCCCGGACUGGGCAGAGAGGCAGUUGGCCCGCGGGGGUCUGGCCAAGGUGCUGGCGGCUGCGGGGGACCGGCGGCGGCCACGGGAGACACAGGUGAUCGCCGUGCUGGGCAAAGCAGGACAGGGGAAGAGCCGUUGGGCCCGGGAAGUGAGCCGGGCCUGGGCCUGCGGCCAGUUGCCCCAGUACGACUUCGUCUUCUACCUCCCCUGCCACUGUUUGGACCGCGCCAAAGGGGACACUUACCGCCUGCAGGAUCUGCUCUUCUGCCUGGGCCCCCAGCCACGGCCCAUGGACGAGGAGGUCUUCGACCACAUCUUGAGGCGGCCCGACCGGGUUCUGCUCAUCCUGGACGCCUUCGAGGGGCUCGAAGGCCAAGAUGGCCUCCUGCACAGCGCGGGCGGACCCAUGUCCACAGAACCCCACUCCCUCCGGGGGCUGCUGGCCAGACUCUUCCAGCGGAAGCUGCUUCGAGGUUGCACCCUGCUGCUCACGGCCCGGCCCUGGGGCCGCCUGGCCCAGAGCCUGAGCAAGGCCGACGUCCUGUUCGAGGUGGCCGGCUUCUCAGCCGAGCAGGCCGAAACCUACGUGACGCGCUACUUGGAGUGCACUGGGGCCACCGCGCACCGGGAGCGAGUCCUGGCCCUCCUCCGGGGCCAGCCGUUCCUGCUCAGCCUCAGCCACAGCCCCACCGUGUGCCGGGCCGUGUGCCGGCUCACUGAGGCCCUCCUAGAGCUGGGUGACAAGGCUGAGCUGCCCUCCACGCUCACGGGACUCUACGUGGGCCUGCUGGGCCCCGCGGCCCGGGACAGCCCCCCGGAGGCCCUGGCAGGACUGGCCAAGCUGGCCUGGGAGCUGGGCCGCAAACACCAGGGCACCCUGCAGGGCAGCCAGUUCCCAUCGGCCACCGUGAGGGCCUGGGCCGUGGCCAAAGGCCUGGUGCAGCCCGUCCCGGGCGCCCCCGAUGUGGAGCUGGCCUUCUCCAGCUUCCUCCUGCAGUGCUUCCUGGGGGCCGUGUGGCUGGCCCUGAGCACUGAAAUCAGGGACAAGGAGCUGCCACAGUACUUGGCAUUGACCCCGAGGAAGAAGAGGCCCUAUGACAACUGGCUGGAGGGCGUGCCGCGCUUCCUGGCUGGCCUGCUUUUCCAGCCUCACGCCGACUGCCUCGGAGCCCUGGCAGGGCCAGCCGCGGCCGCCGUUGGGGCCAGGAAGCAGAAGGUGCUCAGCAGGUACCUGAAGCGCCUGCAGCCAGGGACGCUCCGGGCCGGGCGGCUGCUGGAGCUGCUGCACUGUGCGCACGAGGCCGCGGACGCCGCCAUCUGGCAGCACGUGGUGCAGGGGCUUCCAGCCCGCCUCUCCUUCCUGGGCACCCGGCUCACACCCCCCAACACCUACGUGCUGUGCAGCGCCUUGGCGGCGGCUGGCCAAGACUUCUCCCUGGACCUCCGCAGCACUGGCAUUGACCCCGCUGGGCUGGGGAGCCUCGUGGGACUCAGCUGCGUCACCCAUUUCAGGGCUUCGCUGAGUGACAUGGCGGGGCUGUGGGAGUCUCUACAGCAGCGUGGGGAGACCAAGCUGCUCCGGGCAGUGGAGGAGAAGUUCACCAUCGAGCCUUUCAAGGCCAAGUCCCCAAAGGAUGUGGAAGACCUCGGCAACCUCGUGCAGAUCCAGAGGACAAGGAAUUCCUCGGAAGACACAGCUAGAGAGCUCCCUGCUGUCCGGGACCUAAAGAAGCUGGAGUUUGCGCUGGGCUCUGUCUUAGGCCCCCAGGCUUUUCCCAAACUGGUGAGGAUCCUUGAGGCCUUUUCCUCCCUUCAGCAUCUGGACCUGGACUCGCUGAGCGAGAACAAGAUCGGGGACGAGGGUGUCGAGCAGUUGUCAGCCACCUUCCCUCGGCUGAGGGCCCUGGAGACUCUCAACUUGUCCCAGAAUAGCAUCACUGACGUGGGCGCCUGCAAGCUCGCCGAGGCCCUGCCCUCCCUGGCUGCGUCCCUCCUCAGGCUGAGCCUGUACAAUAACAGCAUCUGUGACGUGGGAGCUGAGAGCCUGGCACACGUGCUUCCAGACAUGGUGUCCCUCAGGGUGUUGGACGUCCAGUAUAACAAGUUCACCGCCGCUGGGGCCCAGCAGCUCGCUGCCAGCCUGAGAAAGUGCCCUCAUGUGGAGACACUGGCGAUGUGGACGCCCACCAUCCCGUUUGGCGUUCAUGAACACCUGCAGCAGCUAGACUCACGGAUCAGCCUGAGAUGAGCUCCAUGAUGCCUGGGACGAGCAUGUUCUCUGAGGACGCUGACCACGCUGGACCUUGAAGUGGUUAUCUGUGGACACAGUUGUUCUUGGGCCCACGAGCCAAGCAGCCUGGUGCCCAGCCCUGCCGGCUCAGGGUCGGCCCCCACCCAGCCACGGGAAGGACCUGCUCUGCGGACGGACCUGGGCCCGGCUCCAGGCCCCCUGCGGGGCCCAGGUCGAUGGCACCCCCGGCAGAUGGGGUGGGCGCCCGGUGGCUGCUGCACUCCACCCAGGAGCACUGAGGCAGGCCCUGCGGGAUGCUCCUGACAGUGGUGACCAGGCCGGAUUGAGGGAGCGGGGCGGCCCCAUCUCUGCCUCCCCAGGUCCCUGCUGGCCUGGGGAGAAAGCACUUCUCCAUGCUGCUCUCCUAAUAGGGCGCGCGUGGCGCUCUGCAGACACCAGCAGCCUGCCCCGCCUGCUCCUUUCCCAAACUGUGACAGGCGGGGAUUUGGUGGCAACUGCUUUGUGUCUGCAGGACUCACUGUUUUUGCACUAACCUGGUUGAGGCCAAAGCUCAGCCUGGCGCAGACACACUGGGCUUUAGCUGGAAAGAGCUGACAGGACACUAAUGGAGGGGGGGGAAGGCCUCUCGGCCUUCAUCUCUUGUGUCGUCUUUCACUACAUUAUAAAGGGCUCAUUCAAUCUCA